CUCUGAUGAUCACGCGGCUCAGCUGGGCAUGGGAUUUUUGCUACCGAUUCUCCGAACCACCCGCCGCCAUCGCUACCGGAUUGGGCGAUCUGGUCCGAACCGGGAGCGUUUCACCCCUGCACCUGGGUAAACUAGGAGGGCAUGUUAUGGACUCCCUUGAUUAAAGAACUUUGACCAGCGGAAUUCUGGGAGUUGAAGUCCAUAGAUCUUAAAGCACUGCACACCAGAACAACUAGACACAAGAACAGUUUUUUCCCGAAGGCCAUCACUCUGCUAAACAAAUAAUUCCCUCAACACUGUCAGACUAUUUACUGAAUCUGCACUACUAUUAAUCUUCUCAUCGUUCCCAUCACCAAUCUCUUUCCACUUAUGACUGUAUGACUAUAACUUGUUGCUGGCAAUCCUUAUGAUUUAUAUUGAUAUACUGACCAUCAAUUGUGUUGUAAAUGUUGUACCUUGAUGAACGUAUCUUUUCUUUUAUGUACACUGAGAGCCUAUGCACCAAGACAAAUUCCUUGUGUGUCCAAUCACACUUGGCCAAUAAAAAAUUCUAUUCUUCUAUUCUAUUCUUAAAGUUAUCAAAGUCAAGAAACGUAAUUUAUACAGGUAGUCCUUGACUUACAUCUACCAAUUGAGUGACCCUUCAACACUGAAAAAAAGUGACUUACGACUGUUUUUCACACUUAUGACCCUUGCCGCAUCCCCAGUCACAUGAUCAAAAUUCAGAUGCUUGGCAACUGGUUCCUCUUUAUGACGGUCGCAGUGUCCCGGGGUUACGUGAUCCCCUGUUGCGACCUUCUGCCGAGCAAAGUCAAUGGUUAAGCCAGAUUCACUUCACAACCGCGUUAUUAAUUUAAUAACUGUAUCGAUUCACGGUACAACGGUGGCAAGCAUGGUCGUAAAACAGGGCAAAACUGACUUAACAAACGUCUUGCUUAACUGUGGGAAUUUUGGGCUCCAUUGUGGUCGUGAGUCGAGGACUAGCUGUGUCUGGGGAUCUCUGCUAACCUGUUUUUCUUCCCCUUCCCCCACCGUCACUAGUGGGCGAUUUGGAGCGUCUUGCUCUGGAGUACCCUAACCCAUGCUUCCCUGCCCACAUUCGAAUGGACAGACCCCAACACUGAUGAGAUGCUGUCGUGUCAUAAGUGCCUCCCGGGGAUGAGAAUGGUCAAACCUUGCACCCGGGAGGAAUUCACCCAGUGCGUGACGUGUGACUACGGGACGUACACCCCGUCUUGGAACAACCUGGACAGCUGCAUGUCCUGCAGCCUCCCCUGUAAGGCCGACGAGGUGGAGGCGGCGCCAUGCACCUCGAGGCAGAACCGGGUGUGCGAGUGCAAGCCGGGCUACUACAAGGAGUUGUUCUAUUGCAUCACCCACUUCCCGUGCCCACCAGGAACCGGAGUGGUUAAGCCGGGCAACCCCCGAGAAGAUACCCAGUGCGGAGUCUGCCCAGAAGGGAGCUUUUCCAGCAACCGUUCAGCCAAAGAGACUUGCCAGGCCCACCAGAAUUGCGCUGCGCAAGGCCUUCUGAUCAAUGUGCCUGGCACCCUUUUCCACGAUGCCUAUUGCACCGCGUGCAGGGUUGACAAAGGCUCGGAGAAGGGCUCAGGUACGGGAGACUGUGUCGAGGCAGCCCUUGACUUUGUCGCGUUCCAACUGAAGUCCCCGCAAAGGCUCCAGCGACUGUAUCGUCAGCUCGCUCAAAGUGCUCCUGAGACGGAGGAGAAGAAGAAGCGCGUCGAAGAGCUGCAGGUGGAGCUUCAUAGCUACCUGGUCCAGCUCAAGAAUCUGACUGGAAAGAAGCGAGCGUGGAAUAUGGUCCAGGAAGCCCUGACGAAGAUGAAGUUGCAAAACAUUCUGCAGAACGUCCAGAGGAGGUUCUCUGUGAGUUGAUGAGGCCAUCAUGCAAUAACGGGGCUUAUUGUAAUCGUAGGUAUAAAAUGGUUGAUCGUGGAUUGGUGGACUCGGAUUGUUGAAUUAAAGUAUUUAUAAAAAAGCUAGCUUUUUUAAAAGAAAAAUCGGCUUCCCCAUCUUUGAUUCGGCAUUUGAAUGGAAGAAAAACGUGCACGCGGGGCCAGCCAGCUACUCUCUUCCGGGUUCCGGUGCUCUGACGCGCUCUCCAGUUUCAGCACUCGGUGCUGAAAAGGUUGACCCUCCCUGUCUUAGGGGGUUCCGUCACACUUCUUUGGAGGGUCCCAGCAGCACACAACAAAUUCUGGGUGGAAGACUCAGCGGGGUGGACUAUGGACUUGCUGGGUCUCACCAACAGCUCCUUAUACUUGCUU
Molecule: messenger RNA, 2288 nt
Organism: Ahaetulla prasina
Lineage: Eukaryota; Metazoa; Chordata; Lepidosauria; Squamata; Colubridae
Product: tumor necrosis factor receptor superfamily member 6B-like
Exons: 3
Coding region: 1129-1896 (255 amino acids)
Molecular function (GO): protein binding
Source: RefSeq, a predicted model, not a curated record